Molecule: messenger RNA, 1584 nt
Organism: Lizanozyma spartinae
Lineage: Eukaryota; Fungi; Ascomycota; Pichiomycetes; Serinales; Debaryomycetaceae
Exons: 1
Coding region: 1-1584 (527 amino acids)
Biological process (GO): L-cysteine transport; transmembrane transport
Cellular component (GO): membrane
Molecular function (GO): L-cysteine transmembrane transporter activity
Source: RefSeq, a predicted model, not a curated record
AUGAGUAUUAAACGGACAGAGUUAAUAGAUAUAAGUUUAGCCAAAGAAGAAUCUCUGGAACUGCCAGCCCCUGAAGGCUACAGAAUAGUUCCAUCUCGUGAUGCAGAUACCACUUUACGGUUCUUGGAGGACCAUGACCAUGACGUACCUGAGAUCACUCCAGAACAAGAGAAACGGUUAAGAAGAAAAGUUAUGAUUAUAGUGGUAGGAUUGACGUCUCUCGUUAAUCUUAUACUAUAUUCCGAUAAAGCUGUAGCUUCUUAUGCUUCCAUCUUUGAGUUCUGGCAAGACACCGGACUCACACAGAAUAAGUAUAAUAAUUCCAAUACACUUUUCUAUGUCGGGUAUAUCAUUGGGCAACUCAAUACUAUUCUUAUCCAAAAGGUGCCUGUGGGACGACUUUUGACGUUGUUAACAUUUGUUUGGUCUGUGAUCAUCUUUUUACAUUGUGCUGUUUAUAACGUUUCAGGUGUCUAUGCCAUUAGAUUCUUCUUAGGGUUUGUUGAAAGUAUUGCCUUACCAGUGUUGAAUACCACUAUGGGUCAAUUCCUUUUAAAGGAAGAAAAGGCUGCUACAUCACCAAUCUUCUAUUCAACUUGCUUGGGGGUUACUAUCCCAGUAGGUUUCAUUGCUUAUGGGUUAUUGAAUAUUUCCAAUCCUCCAAUUCAUAUAUGGAAGUUGUUCAUGAUCACAAUUGGAGGGUUAACUUUCCUUGUACUGGUUGUGGUGUUCUUUUUUUACCCUAAUAAUCCAACUGAUGCUUGGUUUUUAACCACUGAAGAAAAAGUAUGGGUCAUUAGAAGGGUUCAAAGAAAUACCGCCACCUCGAUUGAGCAAAAAGUAAUCAAAAGAUAUCAAGUGAUUGAAGCCUUGAAGGACCCUGUGUCUUGGUUAUUUGGAGGAUUCUUUUUACUUCAACAAUUGGCAAACAACUUAACUUAUCAACAGAACCUUUUGUUUACUAGCAUUGGGAAUAUCUCCAACUUGGAUUCAACAUUGGUCUCUGUUGCUUCUGGAGGAUUUGCAGUGGUCAUGUGUGUAAUUGCUACUACUACUUUACUUUAUUUCCCCAAUCUUAGUGCCUUUUCUGUUGUGUUCUGGACAAUACCUUCGUUUGCAGCAUCUAUUGCCGUAGCCACUUUACCAUGGAACAAACACAUUGCACUUUUAGCCAUGCUUUGCUUGGCCUCUCCAUUGUUUGGUAUUCCCUGGAUUCUUAUGUUUAGUUGGAACACUUCCACUGCUGGGGGAUAUACCAAGAAGCUUACCAGAAGUAUUAUUGUGAUGAUAGCGUAUGCUGUUUCCAACAUUAUAUCUCCUCAAUUAUGGCAAGGGAGAGAUGCUCCAAGAUAUAGACCAGCUUGGAUUGUUCAGAUUGUGCUCUCUUUCUUUUUAGCACCCCUUCUCGCACUUGUUAUUUGGGUGAUAUUGAAGCGUCGUAACAUCGAACGGUUGAAGAAGUUAGAGUCUGGAGAAACCUCGGUUUUUGGGUUCGUAGAAGAGGAUGGUCAAAAGGUGAAGGUGAACGUAGCAGCGUUAGAUUUAACUGAUAAGGAGAAUGAAGCAUUCAUUUAUCCAUUAUAG